Messenger RNA from Alternaria postmessia, 765 nucleotides. RefSeq lists its product as uncharacterized. NCBI's taxonomy places the organism in Eukaryota, Fungi, Ascomycota, Dothideomycetes, Pleosporales, Pleosporaceae. Gene Ontology annotation, molecular function: acyltransferase activity, transferring groups other than amino-acyl groups. Bases 1 to 765 code for a protein of 254 amino acids. The transcript has 2 exons. The record is from RefSeq and is a predicted model, not a curated record.
AUGCCUAUCCAAGUAACGCGCAUGAAAGAGGCCGAUAUAGACGGCGCAAUCGAUACCAUACAACAAGCCUUCGCAAAUGAUCCCUACAACAAUUGGGUAUUUCCAGACCGCGAAAAGGUCUCCCUAGCGCGUAACCGCGUUUCUCUCACGCUACGAUGCCGCUGGGGUAUCGAGCAUGGCCUCUUCCACGUCGCACGCGAUACCGCAAAUCCCUCUAAGAUCCUAGGCUGCGCAAUGUGGCUUCCACCCCGGCCAACUUCAGAACCCGAGUCCUGGUCACUAUACCUUUCCUACUGGUAUCUCUGGGCCAACCAAAUACGCAUGAAUUUGUGGUACGGACGCGGCGGCCUCAGUACCACGCGAUACUGGAUAUGGAAAGCGCGGCAGGCGGAAGCGCAGUCUGAGUUGUGGAAGGAUCCAAAAGGGUACUACUUCUGCAACAUCGUUACUGUGUUGCCAGAGUGUCAGGGUCAGGGCGUAGGGAGAGCCUUAAUGGAAGAGGUUCUGAGUAUGGCUGAUAAAGAGGGGAGAAGUUGCUAUCUGGAGAGUAGCAGGAGCGAGCCAAAUAUUGCCAUUUAUGAGAAGUUUGGAUUUCGGCUGGCGAGGGAGAUGGAGUGUAGGGAUGGAGAUGGAGAGAAGGACGCUAUCAAGCUGUAUUGCAUGUUGAGGCAGCCAAGAGGCGGGCAGAGCCAGGAAACACUAGGGGGAGGAAACAAGAGUGCCGCUGCAGAAACAGCGGGUACUACACCAGAGAUAGGGCAAUGA